Hyaena hyaena (striped hyena) is the source of this 1702-nucleotide messenger RNA. RefSeq names its product melanoma-associated antigen B16-like. Bases 137 to 1165 code for a protein of 342 amino acids. The record is from RefSeq and is a predicted model, not a curated record. Lineage: Eukaryota; Metazoa; Chordata; Mammalia; Carnivora; Hyaenidae. Gene Ontology annotation, biological process: negative regulation of transcription by RNA polymerase II. Gene Ontology annotation, cellular component: nucleus. The transcript has 2 exons.
UGCGGGCUUCCAUCUUGGCGAGUGGGACCCCUCGGCCGCGGGAAGAGUCCCGGGCGCUCGUCGGCAUCAAGCGUUGAUUCCACAUUGCCCACCUUUUGGCCCACACUCCUGCCUACUGCCAUCCACAAGAGACAUCAUGUCUCUGCCCCAGAAGAUUCCACAACACUCACCUGAUCAGUGCCUUCCGGCGGAGUGCAGUGUGACCCAGGGCCCUGAGGGGGCGCAUGACUCCAAGGCUCUGGAGGAGCCCUGUCUCUCCUCCCAUCCGCAAAUGCCUGGCACUUCAAAGGAGGCCCCUGAUGCUGGUAACGCGGAGAGUCCUCAGAGCUGCGGUCCAUCUUCCAUUGCCAUCGCAACCAGCUCAACCAGUGAAGUGAAAGAGGGCUCCUUUAGCGAAGAAAAGGACAGGAUCACCUCGUGGCUUGGGCCAGGCACCGAGAACGUGCCCACAGAUGCUCUAAAUAAGGCAGUGGAUGUGCUGCAGGAUCACAUGCUGUUGAACUAUCUACAGAAAGGGCUCAUCACAAAGGAAUAUAUGAAGAACCUCAACAAAGAGUUUGACGUGCAAUUCCCUGAGAUCUUCCAGAAAGCCUCUGAUCGUAUGGCGGUUGCCUUCGGCAUCGAGGUGAAGGAAGUGGAUCCCGUCAACCAGUGCUACGGCUUCAACCUCAAAUUGGGCCUCACCUAUGACGGGCUGAUGCAUGGUAAGGAGGGCAUACCCAAGACGGGCCUCCUGAUACUUGUCCUGGGUGUCAUCUUCAUGAAUGGCAACGUUGCCACCGAGGAGGAACUCUGGAGAGCUAUGAAUGUCAUGGGGUUAUAUGUUGGGAAGGAGCACAGCCUCCUUGGGGAGCCCAGGAAGCUCAUCACCUACCAUUUUGUGAAGGAAAAGUACCUGAAGUGCCGCCAGGUGGCCAACAGUGAUCCCCCACAAUAUGAGUUCCGCUGGGGCUCAAGAGCCCACGCUGAAACCACCAAGAUGAAAGUCCUAGAGUUUCUGACGAAGAUCGAAGGGACUGACCCGACAACGUACCCAUCUCAGUAUGAGGACGCUUUGCGAGAUGAAGAAGUGAGAGCCCGAGCCAGGAAUUUGGCCCAGGAUUUCUUUACUUGUAUGCUCGAGGCACGUUCUCGUGCCAGGCCCAGUCCUCCCUCUAACCCCUAGAGAAGCCCGAGGCAGGCUCUUCGCUUUGUGUUGGAAAAGGUCAGUUAGUGUUCAUAGAAUGUAGGUUUGAGGUGGGGCUGCAAGGAAGACGGUAUCUAUACCUAUGUGUUCUUAUGUUAUAGGGAGAAACUGAAAAACGUUUUUCUUGGAAAACUUUCUGAUUUUUGCAUCUGUAUAGUAUUCAAAUAUUGUCUCUUGGAUGCACUUUUAAUUAGCUUCAAACUCUCCACGUUUAUAAAUGAUACCGGUCAUAUAUUUAGUGCUAUAAGGACUUUUAGUAGUUUCAGUUUUGUUUUGUAAGAGAAAUUCUGAACCAUCUAUCUCAUUUUGUCAUCUGGAAUAAGAACAUGGCAUUGCCCUAGGCAUUUCCAUGGAAAUGUGAAAGAAUUCUGCUCUAAGAUAAUUCAGUUCAAUAGAAAAAUAGAGAAGAACCUCUAAAAGAUACUCCGAUCUUGAGAGUCCUAUCCUUUUCAGUUCCUGUUCUGUAAACUUAAGGGACGCACGCAUGGCUAUCCUAAGCUGUUUAAAUAAACCUUA